AUGUCCGAGUACGUUACAAAGGCUAGGCAACUAAUUAAGCAGCACAAAUAUUUCCAGCUAUCUGCAUCCUGGUGUCCUGAUUGCGCUUAUGCAAAUAGUAUUUGGGAUCGCUAUAAGGUUAAAGAUAAAAUUUAUGAGUUUGACAUUGCUAAAGAAUCUAUAGACAAGGAGGAGGAGACCAAAUGGCGUGCAGCUUUUAGGGAUGCAACUGGAAGUGCUAAUUUGCCAACAAUUUUUAUAGAUGGUCAAGUUUGGGGAACUGAACGUGAAUUACACCAACAUGAAGAAGCUGGUAGCCUAGAAUCCGAAUUGAAAAGAAUUGAAUUGUGCUAA
Eremothecium sinecaudum is the source of this 333-nucleotide messenger RNA. RefSeq names its product glutathione-disulfide reductase GRX8 (gene GRX8). The transcript has a single exon. The coding region runs from base 1 to 333 and encodes 110 amino acids. The record is from RefSeq and is a predicted model, not a curated record. NCBI's taxonomy places the organism in Eukaryota, Fungi, Ascomycota, Saccharomycetes, Saccharomycetales, Saccharomycetaceae.